Molecule: messenger RNA, 555 nt
Organism: Racocetra persica
Lineage: Eukaryota; Fungi; Glomeromycota; Glomeromycetes; Diversisporales; Gigasporaceae
Source: the annotation of a GenBank genome assembly
AUGUCUAUUGAUCUAAGUUUCUUCGGCAGCAUUGAUGCGGCGAUGGAAGAGGAGGCAGCGAGAAAAGAAGAGAUACUUCGGUUGGUACGAGACUUUGAUAAGACCUGUCUACCAACAAUCGGUAAAUUAGCUAUUGAUAGAUUUGGUGAAGUUAGACAACACAUGAAAAAUCUUACUCAACUGGUGCCUUCUCAACAAUAUUACAGAUAUAAUGAGCUUUGGAGUAGAACAGUUCAGAAUUCACUUUUUCUUGCUGCAUUUGCAAUUUAUCUCCAAUCUGAAAAAUUGAUAACAGCAAGUGAAAUAGAAUCAUUGCUUGGUGCCAAGAUCAAUUUAAAUAAUGACCUACAGGACUUUCACAUAUCUCUUGAAGAAUUUCUUCAUUGUUUUAUCACUUUAACUAAUGAAUUGUCUCGACUCGCUAUCAAUUCUGUCACAGUUGGUGACUAUAAUCGGCCUCUUCGUAUCUCAAAUUUUGUUCAACAAUUGUAUACGGGAUUUCAAUUGUUGAAUCUAAAAAAUGAUGCUUUGAGAAGGCGUUUUGAUGGCAUAAAA